UUCAGCGUGUCUUCUUUUUCGCCGCUACACUUGUCUGUGUGUGUGUGUGUGUGUGUGUGUGUGUCAUUGAACAAACAGCGGUUGUGCUAAAAGGAUGCGACCGAUGCUCGGUGCAGCUGCGCGCUAGCAUGUUGGUUUUCCAGGAAGUGAAGAGAUUAUCAUCCAGAGGAGUAGGCCUGGAUGAGAUAUUGUCGUGUAUCUGCCACUAACCACGGUGACAGGUUGUCACGUAACACGUCAGCUGAGCUUUGGACCGUAUACUGGCCAAGAAUCAUGUUUGCAUCCCGUGUUUCGCUUGUUUUUAAGCUAAUAAGGCGGCCUAGCUCUCGUUUCCAUAGUAACCUUGCCUCCGUCGAUGUCAUGAAGCACCAUUAUCGUUUAUAGAUUAAUAUAUGAUUAAUAUUAACAUCCAGUUUGGCCGGUUGUGUGAUGUUGACGUGGGUGAUCAUGUAGUUCCUCAAAAAUGUUUUAGGAUUUUCCCACUGAAACCUGCGAGGCCACAGUGGGUCAUACCACACACCACAGUGGGUCACACCACAUUGGGUCAGACCACAGUGGGUCAGCUGUGGGGCCUUUAAGUAUCUAAGCUGCUCCUUCGCUUCGGGUAUUGUUUUUUGUUUUGAAAGAAAAUGACAUUGAUUUAAAUCUUAAAUCUAGACAAUGUAAAUGUGAAAAUCCCUCUGCAGUGUUGGUAUAAUAAUAAAAUCUCAUAUUAUAAGAAAACGUUCCAACAUUAUCAAUUCAUGAUCAUACACAUUUGUUGGUUAUCACACCGGUGUUUGAGUGAAAUGUGAGAAAAGUCAUUAUCAUGAGUGGAUGAUAUUGAAACAAUCACAAAUUUGAAUGGCAAUACACUCUAUCUGAUGGGUUGAUGGUUGGUCAGGACUGCAGGACAGCAGGCCAUUCCAUCCUUUGCAUCCAAAUUCUGGAGUUAGUCUCUGAUAAACCCCGCUUUGUGGGGACGAGCAUUGUCCUCUUGGUCCCACACUGUGGAGAUAUGGGAUUGCCACUGGUUGCAGAAUCUCAUCUUUAUAUCUCUCUGCAUUGAGAUUGCCUCCAAUGAUGACAAGCCUUAUUUUUCCAGUGAGGGAGAUGCCACACUAGAGUCAAUAGCAUAAUAAGCUGUUUGGUAUUGGCAGAGAAGAUUUGCCAAGUUUGUCAUGGGCGCAAACCACAUACUCAACUAUGCUGCUCAACCCACAAUGCAUUUUCCUUAUAAAUGUGGCACCAUUUAAAAGGGAAAUAAACAGGCUUUCCAAUGGUAUAAGAUUUAUUGCCAAGAAGCAUUGUUACAAUGAAUAAAUAAUCAACCAAACAUAUAUUUCCUUGCUUAAUUUAUAUGCUAAGCUUAUAUGUAAUUAUUUGCUUAUUUACGCUUCAAACAUACAGUAUUUUGCAACAUCAGCUAGUCUCUUAUUAUAGUUCUGUAUAGGUCUCCACCAUGUCCCUAAGGAAAUAUUUAGCUGUUUGGAUCAUUAGCUGCUAAAUGCCGCUAAAUGAUCAGCCUGCUGCUGCCUCAUUUGUGGACUGUAAAGCCAAACUAAAUCACACAGAAAUAUCCCAAAAAAGCUCUGUAAAACUGCUGGAGACCAGUGGUCAGGUCAGGCCAGUUUGCAUGAAUACCUAAAUCUCACUCUAGCCUAUGGUGCAGAAUUAAAUCUGUCCUGUGUCCUUUUUAAAUAGAAAUGAAUAUCCCUUACAUUCAAACCAUUGCUAAAUGAGCUAACACAAUGUUGAUCAUUUUUUUUCUGUCUCUCUCAGAAAAGCUGUGUUCUGUUGUGGUGCCACUCUGCGACAUUGCUGUGUUUCACAGAGGAAGUGAUUUGUUGUACAUAAUGACCGACCUAGGGCGUAGCAAUUAUUAAUCAAAUCAAAUUUCAAAUCAAAAUUGCAAACAAUGCAAUUAGCAAAUUGGAAAGGCUGCAGUUUGAUUUUUCUUUUCUUCAUUGUUCAAUUUUCUAUGGAAAUGGAAAUGCAACAAUUGAUAUCUGUUACAUGUUGAUCCAUAUCAGAUCGCAAUGACAAUAUCUGUCAGAAAAAAUUACAAUGUUUUUUUUUUUUUCCCAAAUUGUUCACUCCUGAAACUGAAGGAGUGAAAACAAGUCAGUUUAACUGAAACAAGUCAAACAAGAUGGCUGAAACCAGUUGAAUAUGGCUGAAAUUGUGAAGAAGCACCCACGGGAGGUUUUAGAAGUGGAUUCUAAUGCUAAAUCACAUAGUUAUUCAGCAGUUUGAAGGGAUAAACACUUCUAACAACUGGGUAGUGAUAGCGAAGGGGUAGGGCUGAACAGUUAAUUGAAAUUUUAUCGAAAAUGUUCAAAUCGCAGGAGGCACAAUAUUUGUUAAAGCCAAUAUUUUAGAUUAACUAUUGCCUUGAUCUCUACACAUCUUAUUCUACAGACUGAAGAGAGCAUCUUUUUUUCUCACAGAUCUGCACAAAUAGCACACAGUAAUCAUUUCAAAUAUGUUUUUUGAUUGAAAAUGAGAAUAAAGAUGUAAAAAUGACCAUUCCCUCUGGUAUCGUGAAUCAUAUUGCAUUUGUAAUUCUUGUCAAAAUAAUCACAAUUAGAUAUUUAUUCAAAAUCAUUCAGCCCUACAAAGGGGAGGGGGAGGUGUGGGAUCACCUAGGCCAGGGGUCACCAACGUGGCUCACUUCACUUCACCUCACUUGCAUGUAUCCAUAUGAUCACUGAGUAAAAUAUCAUUGAAAUCAUUUAAAAAAACUGUGAUAAUCGUUAGGAGUAAGAACUGGAAUUAAUGUGUAUGCAAUUGAAUGCAUAAUAUUCGUCAUUUAAAUGGUACAUUGCAUAAAAUGUUAAUAUGGUAGGUCCUCCAUAUUAUUCUCUACCCUUCAGGUAGCUCUCGGUCUCAAAAAGUAGAGUAGAGUGUUUUGGUAAUAGACGUUACGCACUGGAGCUGUUGUCAGAUUUGUUGGCUUUGUGACUAACUUUUGAUUAACUUCCUGUUCAUUGCUGCUGUCUGUAAGGAUUCAUCUCCUCCUCCUCCUCUCCACAUCACCUUGUGAAGACAUUGAUAUUCUCUAACUGGUUGUGUUCUUACUCUUGACUGGAUAAAGUUUUGUGGGAUACUCAGAUUUACCUGCUGACCACUGAGAGACCCAUGUCUCUGACCAGACACUCUGGAUCUGUGAUAGCUGUUGACUUAUGGAGCAAUCUAUCACUCAUUUCAAUAAAAAGAUUCUUUAAAGAAUUGUAUAAAUGUUCUCCCCAUAGCUACCAAACUUUUUUGUCAGCUGUAAUCAAGACACGACCAAAGAUCUUUCUUCAAGAUUAAAACUUAAGCAAAGAAAGUUUAUAGCCUUCAACACAUACUCACAGUUACAAUUAAUCUGCCCAGUGAUCACAUCUUGCCCAUGAGGAACAUGUCCUUUUUCCAAAUGGGAACGUAAUUACGGUCUUUGCCACCUAUACACCCACAUAAUAGCACUUAGACCCUGUAAUUUUCUUUUCACUCUUCCUCAAGUCUCCAUCUGCAUAUGUUAAGUGUAGCAAUUACAUGGGGAAAUUGCUUCUAACUACAUAGGUUUUAUGGGAUGGACAGUUUCUUUUCUUGGUAGGAGCAUACAAAGCAACAAGGGUGAUACAGCGGUAUUGUUCAAUCUGCAUCGUCAUGAUCACUUUUCAUUUUUAAAAGGUGAACAAUUUUGGUCAAGUGAAAAAGUGAAAAAAGUUUUUGCUUUUAAGAAUAUCUUUAAAUGACACCUGGAAACAGAAGAGUGCAAGUCACUUUGCCCCUUGAAUUUAUUCUAUUUGAUAUCACAAGACAAAAUAAUGUAGUAAACACAUUAAGGGUGUCUGUUGUCAACAAGGACUAUUCUUGCAGAUGUCUUUUCUACACGUUCAUUGAGUUUCACUAUGUGGUAUUGAGCACAUUUCAUCAAUGCUGAUGCAAAUCAGAUUACCAACGUCUUUCAUACUUGCGUUGGUGUUUGUGCUAAUGUUAUUAAAAUGAGCAGCGGCAUCUUUAGAUUUAUUAUUCAUAGUCAUUUUUCUAUCUUGCUAAAAAAGUGCUAUACCCCAUGUUCCUGUCCAGCCAUGCAGGUAGUCAUAGCUGUGGCUACCGCUGUUCCAAUUUAAUGGAGAUAAAUUAAAUUUAGCUUGUGGUGUUUACUGAGAAAUGACAUUUGAAUAUUCUAACAGAAAUAUUUAUUAUUUAUUUAAUGUCCUGGGUAAGAAAUCUUACUUAAGCAGUUUUCAUUUAAAAAUCUCAUUGAUGGUCUGAUAUACUGUAUUUGUGAAAAGUCAACAUUAUAAGGGUAUUUUUUUUUCGGGAAGAAAGCUUUUUUCAAAUAAACUGAGUAUGUCUUUGUAUUAUUAAAGCUAAGUUGGGUAGACCGUAUCUAUUGCAUAGAUAUUGUAUACUGUGUUCUGACGCUGUCCUUCGCAGCACUUGUGAAUAUCGCUCACCUUUUGUUAUUGUUCUUAUGACUGCUACCAUUCACUGACCGCUGCCGCAGGACUUCCAGGCCUUUAGGAAAUUCUCCUUUUUGCAUCUCUCUCUGGUUGGUCUCUCCACCCCUCUGUGACCUGGGGAUGAACGCACCAAUGAGGAGUCUCACAGGUAUGCCUGAUCGCAUGUUAUGUGCAGUGCUGGAGCAAUUUCAGCUUUACUUUUCCCUUUGAUUCAUUCUCUGUAUAGCACGGCAAGCCCCAGCAUGCUAAAGAGGAAACAGAGCUCCCGGGUCGAGGCCCAACCCAUGACCGACUUUGGGCCGGAUGAGACCCUGGCAGACAGUGCCGAUAUCUUCUGGAUCAACAAACCAUGGGUGCACUCUCUGCUGCGAGCCUGUGCCAUCAUCAGUGUCAUAUCUGUGUGCAUGAACACCCCCAAGACAUUCGAGCAUUACCCCCCACUGCAGUAUGUGACAUUCACCCUGGACACACUGCUCAUGUUCCUCUACACAGCCGAGAUGAUCGCCAAGAUGCACAUCAGAGGAAUCAUCAAGGGGGAUAACUCGUAUGUGAAAGAUCGCUGGUGUAUGUUUGAUGGAUUCAUGGUAUUUUUUAUCUGGGUGUCCCUGGUGCUGCAGGUGUUUGAAAUAGCAGAGCUUGUAGAUCAGAUGUCUCCAUGGGGUAUGUUGAGAAUCCCCCGGGCGCUGAUUAUGAUCCGGGCCUUCAGGAUCUACUUCCGCUUCGAACUUCCUCGCUCCCGCAUCACCAACAUUCUCAAGCGAUCUGGGGAACAGAUCUGGAGUGUAUCCAUCUUCCUGCUGUUUUUUCUUCUGCUCUAUGGAAUUUUGGGUGUUCAGAUGUUUGGAACGUUCAACCAUCACUGUGUUACUAAUGAUACACAGAAAAAUAAUGUGUCAUGGAACAACUUGGCAAUCCCAGAUACCCAUUGCUCUCCUGAUGGAGAAGGUUACCAGUGUCCUUAUGGGUUCAAAUGCAUGGACCUCGAAGAGCUGGGCCUCAGCCGACAGGAGCUUGGUUAUAGUGGCUUCAAUGAGCUAGGUACAAGUAUAUUCACUGUAUAUGAGGCUGCAUCACAGGAAGGCUGGGUGUUCCUUAUGUAUAGAGCCAUCGACAGUUUCCCUCGCUGGCGCUCCUACUUCUACUUUAUAACUCUCAUUUUCUUCCUGGCAUGGCUUGUAAAGAAUGUGUUCAUAGCUGUCAUCAUUGAGACGUUUGCUGAAAUCAGAGUCCAGUUUCAGCAGAUGUGGGGGUCCAGGAGCAGUACAACCUCUACUGCUACAACACAGAUGUUCCAUGAAGACGCUGCUGGGGGAUGGCAGCUCGUAGCUGUGGAUGUCAACAAACCACAUGGCCGAGCGCCUGCUUGCCUCCAGCAACUGAUGCGGUCCUCUGUGUUCCACAUGUUUAUCUUGAGUAUGGUGGCUGUGGACGUCAUCGUUGCUGCUAGCAACUAUUAUAAAGGCGAAAACCACCGCAGGCAUUAUGAUGAGUUUUACCUGGCAGAGGUUGCGUUUACUGUAUUAUUUGACCUGGAAGCUCUUUUAAAGAUCUGGUGUCUGGGCUUCACCGGCUACAUCAGCUCUUCUCUGCACAAGUUUGAAUCUCUGCUUGUGGUGGGGACCACACUACACAUCUACCCAGACCUCUACCACUCCCAGUUCACCUACUUUCAGGUGCUUCGUGUUGUACGUUUGAUUAAGAUUUCCCCAGCUCUGGAGGACUUUGUCUACAAGAUCUUUGGUCCGGGUAAAAAACUUGGCAGCCUGGUGGUGUUCACAGCCAGCCUCCUCAUCGUCAUGUCAGCCAUAAGCCUGCAGAUGUUCUGCUUUGUGGAGGAGCUGGACCGUUUCACCACAUUCCCCAGGGCAUUCAUGUCCAUGUUUCAGAUCUUAACCCAGGAGGGCUGGAUAGAUGUCAUGGACCAGACUCUGGUAGCUGUAGGUCGUAUGUGGGCUCCAGUAGUGGCCAUUUACUUCAUCCUGUACCAUCUGUUUGCUACCUUGAUUCUUCUGAGUCUUUUUGUGGCCGUUAUCUUGGACAAUCUGGAGUUGGAUGAAGACCUAAAAAAGCUCAAACAGCUCAAGCAAAGCGAAGCCAAUGCCGACACCAAAGAGAAGCUCCCUUUAAGACUCAGGAUCUUUGAAAAGUUCCCCAAUCGGCCUCAGAUGGUGAAGAUCUCCAAGCUCCCCUCUGAUUUCACUGUGCCCAGAAUCAGGGAGAGUUUUAUGAAGCAGUUCAUUGAUCGGCAGCAGCAGGACACCAGCUGUUUGUUCCGGCGUCUUCCCUCUGCAUCAUCCUCCUCCUGUGACCACUCCAAACGCUCAGCCAUUGAAGACAACAAGUAUAUCGACCAAAAGCUUCGCAGGUCAAUAUUUAGUAUCCGAGCUCGCAACCUCCUGGAAAAAGAGACAACUAUCAAUAAAAUCCUGCGGGCUUGUACCAGACAGCGCAUGCUAAGUGGAUCUUUUGAGGGUCAGCCAGCCAAAGAACGAUCCAUACUCAGUGUCCAGCAUCACAUACGGCAAGAACGCAGAUCAUUGAGACAUGGCUCUACGAGUCAAAGGAUCAGCCGAGGGAAGUCGCUGGAGACUCUCACUCAGGAUCAUUCCAGCACUGUCCGCUACAGAAAUGCCCAGAGGGAGGACAGCGAGAUCAAGAUGAUCCAAGAAAAGAAAGAACAAGCAGAGAUGAAAAGGAAAGUUCAGGAAGAGGAGCUGAGAGAAAACCAUCCUUACUUUGACAAGCCUCUCUUCAUUGUGGGCCGGGAACAUCGCUUCAGAAACUUUUGCAAGAUGAUUGUUCGAGCCCGCUUCAACGCAUCCAAAACUGACCCCAUAACAGGAGCAGUGAAGAACACCAAAUACCAUCAACUAUAUGACCUUCUGGGCUUGGUCACCUAUUUGGACUGGGUGAUGAUUGUAGUAACCAUCUGCUCCUGCAUCUCCAUGAUGUUUGAGUCACCCUUCACCAGGGUCAUGCACGCCCCCACAUUGCAGAUCGGGGAGUACGUGUUUGUCAUCUUUAUGAGCAUCGAGCUCAACCUGAAGAUCAUGGCCGAUGGUCUGUUCUUCACCCCCACUGCUGUCAUCAGGGACUUCGGCGGAGUCAUGGACAUUUUUAUCUAUCUUGUGAGUCUGAUUUUUCUGUGCUGGCUGCCGACUGACGUCCCUCCCGAGUCUGGGGCUCAGCUGCUGAUGAUGCUGCGCUGCUUGCGUCCGCUCAGGAUCUUCAAACUCGUACCACAGAUGAGGAAAGUGGUGCGGGAGGUUCUCAAAGGCUUCAAGGAGAUUUUUCUGGUUUCCAUUCUGCUCCUCACCCUAAUGCUGGUAUUCGCAAGCUUUGGAGUUCAACUGUUUGCCGGAAAGCUUGCAAAGUGCAACGACCCCCAUAUUCUUAAACGGGAUGAUUGUCAUGGCAUCUUCAGAAUAAAUGUCAGUGUUUCCAAGAACCUAAACCUGAAACUGAGGCCUGGGGAGAAGAAACCAGGUUUCUGGGUACCAAGAGUGUGGGCAAACCCUCGUAAUUUUAAUUUUGACAAUGUGGGAAAUGCCAUGUUGGCACUGUUUGAAGUGCUCUCACUGAAAGGCUGGGUGGAGGUUCGAGAUGUUAUUAUUCACCGUGUUGGACCGAUCCAUGGCAUCUACAUCCAUGUCUUCGUGUUUCUGGGAUGCAUGAUUGGACUCACUCUAUUUGUUGGAGUCGUCAUUGCAAACUUCAAUGAGAACAAGGGUACUGCUCUGCUAACAGUGGACCAAAGAAGAUGGGAAGAUCUGAAGAGUCGACUGAAAAUUGCUCAACCUCUCCACCUGCCCCCACGUCCAGAGAAUGGUGGUUUCCGGGCCAAGAUGUAUGACAUUACUCAACAUCCCUUCUUCAAACGGGGUAUCGCUGUGCUGGUGUUGGCACAGUCAGUGCUGCUGUCAGUCAAGUGGGAUGUUGAUGAUCAAGUAACAUUUCCCCUCGCCACCAUGUCAGUAGUCUUCACCUUCAUAUUUGUUCUGGAGGUGACCAUGAAGCUGAUAGCCAUGUCUCCAGCGGGUUAUUGGCAGAGCAGACGGAAUCGCUAUGACCUGCUGGUCACAUCACUGGGUGUCAUCUGGAUAGUCCUGCACUUUUCACUUCUGAAUGCAUAUACCUACAUGAUGGGUACAUGUGUGAUUGUCUUCAGAUUCUUCACAAUAUGUGGGAAGCAUGUGACACUGAAAAUGCUGCUGCUGACUGUGGUGGUCAGCAUGUACAAGAGCUUCUUCAUCAUCGUGGGCAUGUUCCUCCUCCUCCUCUGCUACGCAUUCGCUGGCGUUGUUCUGUUUGGAACUGUCAAGUAUGGCGAGAACAUCAACCGGCAUGCCAACUUCUCCACAGCGGGCAAGGCUAUCACCGUGCUGUUCCGAAUUGUGACCGGGGAAGAUUGGAAUAAAAUCAUGCAUGAUUGCAUGGUACAGGCACCGUUCUGCACCCCAGAUAAGCAUCGCUACUGGGAGACUGACUGUGGCAACUAUGCUGGAGCUCUUAUCUACUUCUGCUCUUUCUAUGUCAUAAUCGCUUACAUCAUGCUCAACCUACUUGUAGCCAUCAUUGUGGAGAACUUCUCCCUGUUCUACUCCACCGAGGAGGACCAGCUGCUGAGCUAUAAUGACCUGAGGCACUUCCAAAUCAUCUGGAACAUGGUGGAUGACAAACGGGAGGGCGUGAUUCCAACAUCCAGGGUGAAGUUCCUGCUCCGUCUGCUCAGAGGCAGACUGGAGGUGGACCUGGACAAAGACAAGCUGCUGUUUAAACACAUGUGCUACGAGAUGGAGCGACUUCACAAUGGAGGAGAUGUGACCUUCCACGAUGUGCUCAGCAUGCUCUCAUAUCGCUCAGUAGACAUAAGAAAGUCUCUCCAGCUGGAGGAGCUGUUGGCCAGGGAACAGCUGGAGUACACCAUUGAAGAAGAGGUUGCCAAGCAGACCAUACGCAUGUGGCUCAAGAAGUGCCUCAAACGCAUCCGGGCGGAGCAGCAGCCGCGUAGCAUCAUCCUCAGCUUGAGAGAGAGCCAGCAGCAGGAGUUGAGCCACUUCCUCCACCCCCCCAGUAUAGAGACCACUGUGCCAAGUGAAGACCACAAUACUAACAACCCAGACAACCCGUCACAGCCUGAGAUGAGUGGUCUCCAGCAGUUACUGAGCCCCACAUUGUCAGACAGAGGAGGCUACAGACAGGACUCUUCAGACCUGGGGAGACCACAGAGGAAGCUGGGACAGUGGCGGCUCCCUGCAGGUCGCACAAGUGUCAAGUCCAUAGUGUGCAAGAUGAACCCUGUCAAGGAUGAGGCUUCUUCGGGGUCAGAGGUGAAGAAGUGGUGGACCCGUCAGCUGACUGUGGAGAGCGACGAGAGUGGCGAUGACCUCAUUGACAUUUAGAGACGAGUUGCAGCACAUCCUGCAGUUUUUUUUUAUUUAAUAGCGGGAAGUCCUGCUGGCUUUCAUUUUCCCUUAUCUCCACCAUCAGUGAAAAUAAGGCCUUCUCUGUCCUUUCUGAUUUCUUUGAGACAUUUGUUGCUGCUGCCCUUGUGACAUGCGGCGAUGAUUUCAAAUCUCUGGGAUAGGUAUUACUUUUGAUUUUGCAGCGUUAUGACUGCUGAGGUUUUCUAUGCAGGUUACAGUGGACACGACAGGAAAGGACCAAGAACCAAGAAGCUGCUGCUUAUGUGUUUUCUACUGUUCUGCUGUUUGUUUUCAUUGUUCUGAAACCUGUAUUGUUGCUGAUGCAGCUACCGUUUGUUGUGAUGUCUUUCAGGUCAAAGCUUCAUCUCUGUUUUUUUAGACCAUGUCUCUGAUGACGUCUCCUCUGUUUUUCAGUAUGAACUGAUUUUCUUAAAUUUUCUUAUUGUGACUUUAUACUUUAAGCAGGACGCUUGUUCUUGUUGGUCAAACAAGCUAAGUAAAAUAACUUUUCGAUCUAUGACUGUGAAUGUAAUUACAAAAGUAAAUACACAGUAUCUUAUGUAUUUGUGUGGAGUUGGAAAUUAUGACAGAUUUUAUAAAUGAUUAUAAUUUAUUUAUGAAGUAUUAAAUUAUUCUAAUAAAGGCCUGAUUCGCUCAGGUAUUU
Solea solea (common sole) is the source of this 10523-nucleotide messenger RNA. RefSeq names its product sodium leak channel, non-selective (gene nalcn). The record is from RefSeq and is a predicted model, not a curated record. Gene Ontology annotation, cellular component: membrane. Gene Ontology annotation, biological process: monoatomic ion transport; transmembrane transport. Gene Ontology annotation, molecular function: monoatomic cation channel activity. NCBI's taxonomy places the organism in Eukaryota, Metazoa, Chordata, Actinopteri, Pleuronectiformes, Soleidae. The coding region runs from base 4601 to 9835 and encodes 1744 amino acids. The transcript has 45 exons.